AUGAAAGCUUUACACAAAGAGUUGUGCAAGAAACUAGAGGUAGGAAUGUCAUUGCAAAAGGUUGCUAGGGCAAAGUCAAUGGUUGAACGUAUCAUUAGUAGGGACUACCAAGUACAAUAUGGAUUUUUGAGGGAUUAUGUGUUGGAGCUACUCAACACUAAUCCUGGUACAACAGUUCGGAUUGAUGUGUAUCCAGAAACCUCCCUGUCUAUUACCACAAGAACUUUUAGAAGAAUAUAUGUAUGUUUGGGUGCAUUGAAGUUAGGAUUCAAAUCUGGGUUAAGAGAUUUUCUAGGUCUGGAUGUGGUAGAGACAAAAUCAACAAGUAGUUGGACCUGGUUCUUGGAACUGUUAGGAGAAGAUCUGGAUCUAGGAGCAAAUUCAAACUUUACAUUCAUUUUUGAUAGACAAAAAGGAAUAAUACCAACAAUGGAGAAGGUAUUCCCUAGUGCAAAACACAGGUUCUAUUUGAGGCAUAUCCAGGAAAACAUGAAGAAACAGUGGAAAGGAAAAGACUUAAGUGACCAGCUUUGGGGGUGUGGUAGAGCAACAACAGUCAAUCAUUUUAACAGAGUAAUGGAUGAGUUGAAGAAGAUCAAUGAAGAGGCUCAUGCUUGGGUGUGUAAGAUCCCAGCAAACACUUGGGCUAAAUCUCACUUUAGUGGAAGGGCACAUACUGACUGUUUGUUGAAUAACCUUUGUGAGGUAUUCAAUUCUAAGCUAGAUGAAGGUUGGGAUAAACCUUUUAUCAGUUGCUUAGAGUAUAUUAGAGUGUAUCUCAUGAAAAGGUUAUGUGUGGUGCAAAAGGAAAUAGAUAAGUGUGAAGGACUUCUAUCCCCUACUGCAACUACAGUGUUUGAAAAGAUUAAGACUGAUGCAGCUAAGUAUGUGGCUAAAUAUAAUGGGGCAGGAAAAUAUGUUGUUUGUGCUAUAUGGGACAAAAUUGAAAAUGGUGAAAAUGCCCCACAUGUUGAUGAAUGGGUCCAUCCUUGCUCUAGGUUAUUAACAUGGAAAGCCAUGUAUUUCAACAAAAUUGAUCCAUUGAAUGGACGUUCAAUGUGGCCUAAAAUUUAUUGCACAUUCACUUUACUUCUACCAAAAUAUAAAACACAGGUUGGAAGGCCUAAGAAGAAGAAAAGGAAGGGUGUUGAUGAGCCAGACAACUAA
This is a messenger RNA of Lactuca sativa (garden lettuce), 1167 nucleotides long. RefSeq lists its product as uncharacterized. Lineage: Eukaryota; Viridiplantae; Streptophyta; Magnoliopsida; Asterales; Asteraceae. The record is from RefSeq and is a predicted model, not a curated record.